Babjeviella inositovora NRRL Y-12698 is the source of this 796-nucleotide messenger RNA. RefSeq lists its product as uncharacterized. The transcript has a single exon. The record is from RefSeq and is a predicted model, not a curated record. NCBI's taxonomy places the organism in Eukaryota, Fungi, Ascomycota, Pichiomycetes, Serinales. Bases 48 to 713 code for a protein of 221 amino acids. Gene Ontology annotation, cellular component: Prp19 complex; post-mRNA release spliceosomal complex; catalytic step 2 spliceosome.
CUGCCGUCUCCUCUACUCAUUUUAUCGUCCAUAGCAUCAUCUUAAGUAUGUCCGAAAACAAAUACCUAAGCGCAUCCACACUAGAGAAGGAGGCUACACUGAACGACCGGAUGGCCAAGUUCAAGGCGUUGCAGAAACGGAAGCGGGAGAGCGAGAAGCUGAACCGCCAGGAGGUUUAUGCAGAACAUGCGAAACAAAAGGAGGAUUCCCAAAAAUUGAAGCGGUUGGAGGCAAAAAAGAUGAAAGCGGAAGAGGAGCUUGAAAAAAUCGAGGCCACCGAGCGAGGUGAAGACUACGACCGCAAGAAGAACCUCGAGUAUUCCAUUGAGGACUGCGAAAAGUGGGAAGCGGUGCAGCUGGAGCGGAGAAAAGGCACCUCUGGGGCCUCUCAGAACUAUGAGGCCAUUGCGGAUCGUGCCUACGAUAAGGACCUCAAAAACAUAGACGUCGUGGCUAACAUGACCGCGUACAAAGCGAGCAAGGAGCGGCUCUUGAGGUCCCACAAGGAACACACGAUAGACCACAUGGAUCUCACCGCGAAUAAGCCGGCCAAACAGCUAGUCAAGAAAUUGGUCGCGGACAUGGGCGACGCAGACGCCAGGCGGAUGAAGCGCAGGCGCAACAAGAACGAGGAGGAUGAUGUCCACAGUUACAUUAAUGACAAGAACAAGCACUUCAACAUGAAGUUGAAUCGAGAAGCAAAUGGUAGGUAAAAUAUGAAAAGGUUUUUUUUUUUAUUUCAUAAAGAUGAUUAUUUUGGAAAAAAAAAAAGCCUAAAUCAUUAUUCAGAGUGGGA